Haliotis rubra (blacklip abalone) is the source of this 3365-nucleotide messenger RNA. RefSeq names its product chitobiase-like. The record is from RefSeq and is a predicted model, not a curated record. Gene Ontology annotation, biological process: ganglioside catabolic process; carbohydrate metabolic process; glycosaminoglycan metabolic process. Gene Ontology annotation, molecular function: beta-N-acetylhexosaminidase activity; polysaccharide binding. NCBI's taxonomy places the organism in Eukaryota, Metazoa, Mollusca, Gastropoda, Lepetellida, Haliotidae. Gene Ontology annotation, cellular component: membrane.
AAAUGGUGGCUGGACUGAAAUGCCGUAUCCGAUGAACACGCACUGUUCCUCAGAAGUAACGGUACCUCAUUGAUUGUUCUUCGCCAUUAUCAACAAAAUGGACCAGUCGAUGUUAAAUACAUUUGCAAACACAUUAGACAUUCGCUACUCAGUGCUGGACAAUCUGAGUGAUGGCCGAGGUGCUUACCGUGGCACUAUCCACAUCACCAACAACUCCUCCAGUGACCUGGGCUAUGGUAAAUGGGGAAUAUACUUCUGUCACCUACGGAUGAUGGAGCCUGACGUUUUGCCUGUGGCAAACUCACAUGUGUACGAAGAUGUGAAAAUUCAGGUGAAACAUAUCAAUGGCUGCUUGUUCAUGUUUGAACCUGUGAAAGGCUUUGCCACACUGAAAACUGGACAAACCAUUGAAAUCCAAUUUAAGGCCCAGUACUAUUCUGUUGCAAAGACAGAUGUAUUCCCCAAUUGGUACCUCACAUCUGAGGGUUUGGAACCCCGUUUGAUCAAGUCAACAACUGGAGAGAGCCUGGACUUUGUCUCAAGGUUUGACACCCCCAGCAAGUGGAAGAGGUUUGAUUAUGAGAUGAGUAACGGUCAAAGAAGGAGGGACCUGUAUGAUCCUUGGAGUGCGGAAGUUCGUUUCCAGAACAAUGAGGCAAAUACAGGAGGCAAGAAAGCAGAUGUGAACCUGAUAGUUCCGACACCAUAUAAGCUCGAGUUCAAGUCAUCCAACGCUGUCAAUCUACAGGAGCCUGGAUGGGCUGUCUGGUCACAUGACCAAGUGAGACCUGAAGCCACACACCUGUCAGAGGUACUUGGGCUAAACCUGGUAGAUGGCAGUGAAGUGGAGGCAACUGGUCGUGACAGAACUAUAUUAGUGAUGCUAGGCUCCGUGGCUCCAGAGGAUCCUAAGUGUGCUGACAACCAGGAAGCAUAUAGCCUGGAUAUUGGCUCCAUGUGUGUGAAACUCCAGGCUCCAACACCAGCAGGGAUCUUCUAUGCUGGACAGUCUUUACUCAGUCUGCGGUACUCCGAUGGAACUCACCCACUUGUUUCUGUGUUGGACUAUCCAAGAUUCCAGUACAGGGGGAUGCAUGUUGACGUGUCCCGUAACUUCCACACCAAGGAUGAGGUUGUGGCUCUGCUGGAUGUCAUGGGUCGGUACAAGCUGAACAGGUUGCAUCUCCACCUGACUGAUGACGAGGGAUGGAGGCUGCAGAUUCCCGGACUGGAGGAACUCGCACAGGUUGGUGGUUGCCGAGGUCACGACCUUGAGGAGGAGAAGCGUCUACUUCCUGUACUGGGUUCAGGUCCUGCCCCAGACCUGUAUCCUGGCUCGGGAUUCUAUACAGUUCAGGACUAUAGAGAGAUCUUGAAGGCAGCCGUGCAACGACACAUUGAAGUCAUUCCAGAGAUUGAUAUGCCUGGACAUAGUCACGCUGCAAUAGUUGCCAUGGCAGCACGAUGUCGCCGUUUGAUAAGGGAAGGUAGACCCGAGGAAGAAGCUUGUCAGUAUCUGCUGUCUGAUAUUGAGAACCCUUUCAAGGUUCAGUCGGUACAGAUGUUUUCUGACAAUGUCCUUGACCCUGGGCGUGAAUCAACGUACACAUUUGUCGACAAGAUUGUGAAGGAACUAAAGGCAAUGCAUGAAGGUGUUUCCCCGCUGAGGAUGUUCCACCUUGGAGGAGACGAGGUGCCAUACGAGGCGUGGCUGGAAUCACCGGCAUGUCAGGCAAGGAUCAAAGCAGGGGAAGUGUCGUCGGUCACGGAGCUCAUGGGAUACUUUUUGAAACGAGUGGCUCGGAUUGUCAAGUCUCAUGGCCUGGAUGUUGCUGCGUGGCAGGAUGGUAUUGUGAUGAAGAAGACGCAACUGUUUGACAGAUCAGAUUUUGAUAAUGACAGCGUUGUGGUUUAUGCUUGGAAGAAUGUUUGGGAGACAGGAAUGGCCUCGGACACAGUGAAGCUGGCUAAUGCAGGCUACAAGGUGGUGAUGUCUCAAGCAACACACCUGUAUUUCGACCACCCCUAUGAGCCCGACCCGGAGGAGAGGGGUCUAUAUUGGUCGGGACGCUACCUGGACACACACAAAGUAUUCAGCUUCAUGCCAGACACGCUGUAUGCCAAUGCUGACCGAAAGAUGACUGGGGAACCCUUCACAGAGGCGGAGCUGAACAAACUGUCCCUGGGGAAUGAGUGUACGCUUACAAGACCUGAGAACAUCAUAGGUCUACAAGGGCAACUGUGGAGUGAGCUAGUGCGGACACCAGGCCAGCUGCAAGAGAUGAUCAUACCUCGCAUUAUAGCACUGGCGGAGCGAGCGUGGCACAAGGCAGUCUGGGAGGAUGUAGCAGACCGAUCCCAACUGGAAGUCCUAAGGCAGAAGAACUGGGCAGAAUUUGCCAGCAUAUUAGGUAGCAAGGAGCUGAAUCGACUGGAGACAAUGAACAUCUCGUACUAUCUGCCACCACCAGGAGUUAGGCUGUCAGAAGGUGGUCGAGUGAUGACUGUGAACUGUGCCUACCCUGGUCUACCCAUGUACUACAGCUGGGAUAGAGGCAGCACAUGGCUCCGCUACUCACAGCCGGUUGAUGUUGCACCAGGCUCCACGGACGUCACACUUGUAACAAGGUCUUUCAGUGGGGAGAGGUCAAGUCGUCAGGUUGCUGUGAACUUGGACUGUGAAUUGGACAGCCAUCGGGAUCCCAGUUCAUGAGCUGAACUGCUCCAAAACUGAUGACUCCACCUUCCUAAACCACUGAACUGAUCCAAACUGAUGGAUCCACCUUUUUAGAAAACUGAAAUGCUCCAAACAGAUGGAUCCACCUUCCUUAAAAAACUGACCUGCUCCAAACUGAAGGAUCCACCUUUCUAAAAAACUGAACUGCUCCAAACUAAUGGUUCCACCUCAGCAAUUUCAGACAGAUAGACACAGUUCAACAACUCAAUCAAGAACCCAAUCAUUCACUUGUCAGGUGAUGAUAAUACCUAUAGGGUGAUUUUAGUUCAUUAGCUAACAGGGUCACAUGGCUCAAUCUGGGCUAUUUAUAUCCCACUGACAACCUCAACAUGCUUGCACUAUGUUCAGGUAUGUUUGAACACUGUGUGUUCCAGUACUUAACAGCUGACAACCUCAACAUGCUUGCAUUAUGUUUAGGUAUGUUUGAACACUGUGUGUUCCAGGACUUAACAGCUGACGAGAGAAUUUGAGUCACAGCAGUUAUGAUCCAAUUAAAACAAUGCUAUUUUUCAGUUUUCUCCCUAUACCUUUGGUAAGUUUCAAGAAUGCAAAUGUUGAUCAACAAAAUGAAAUCAAGAGUUGCUUUGGCUGAAUAAAGAAUUGUUCAUUUAUUGUACAUGGUACAUCA